Messenger RNA from Schizophyllum commune H4-8, 2062 nucleotides. RefSeq lists its product as uncharacterized. Bases 85 to 1905 code for a protein of 606 amino acids. Gene Ontology annotation, cellular component: PcG protein complex; transcription regulator complex. Gene Ontology annotation, biological process: regulation of transcription by RNA polymerase II. Gene Ontology annotation, molecular function: DNA-binding transcription factor activity, RNA polymerase II-specific; RNA polymerase II cis-regulatory region sequence-specific DNA binding. The transcript has 3 exons. Lineage: Eukaryota; Fungi; Basidiomycota; Agaricomycetes; Agaricales; Schizophyllaceae. The record is from RefSeq and is a predicted model, not a curated record.
CCCCAUCGUUGACUGGUUCUUGGGUCUCUUGGCGGCACAUAUUCGCAGCAGUGUCUGCUCAUCGUCUCGCAAGACCUACGCGCCAUGGAGCUGGCGGCAGACGCUCUCCUCGACUUGGCCGACGUGGUCCAUGAUGAAGGGAUGGAAGAGGCAGAGACGGAUCUCACCACUCGGGCGUCUAGUACUGCUCAGGAUGCUGGAAGCGCGACUUCACAUCCCUCUGAUCCACCCCCGCCACUCACCGGCGACUCUGUCGCCCUCUUCGAACCUGACGCACUUGAAGACGAAAUCGUCUCCCUCCUCAACCAGGACGCGCUCCAGGACUCCCAACCAGGUCUGAUCCCCGACCUCGGACCCCAACCACCACCCCCAUUGCAAGACGGCGCGCCCUCAGGCCACCCCUCAACCACGCAAUCUGGUAUGAAUCUGGCCGAUUUCUCGGCUAUGAUUCACACAGCUCAAGCCCAGCAGACGCCCCCGACGCCCGACCCCACCGCGCAGUCCAACACCCGGAGCGCGCCCUCCUUCCACUCCCUCGCAGGCCCCACCACACACACUUCCCGAUCGUACGAUCCCCUCGCCGCCGAUGGGGACGCGUACGACGACGCGCUGUCCCCGCCACCGCGCAAGCGGCAGCGCCGCGAGCAAAGCGCGUCAGAAUCGACGGACUACUUCGCCUCGGACGGCGCGCUCGCGGGCGCGGACAACGAGGACGAGUGGAACGACUUUGCGCUGCAGCUCGCGUAUCCGGGCGCGGGUGACGGCGCAGCGCCCUCGGCGACGCCGACGAUGCAUAUGGACGAUGGGCUGCUGGGCAUGGAUCUGUUCGACCCGCGAUUCCAGACGGAGCUGUCGGAGGAAGAUGAUGACUACUCGCCGGUGGUGUCUAGCGUGCGCCCUCAGCGGCAUCCGUCAAGACAUGGCUCGCGUCCGCCGGCCAGGUCAAGCCCUCUACCUUCGAGCGAAGAAGCCGGUCCUGUGAGCGCGCAUGAAGAGGCAAGCUCUCCGCCUGCGCCUGAUCAUGAUAUGGACGAGCCUCCGAGGAGGGUCAAGAAACCGAAGGAUGAGAACGGAUAUCAUGUUUGCGAAUACGAGCACUGCGACAAGUCGUUCAAGCGGCGAAGCGACAUGCUACGACAUAUGCGCAUCCACUCUGGAGAAAGACCCUACGUUUGCACCCAUCCUGGAUGUGGCAAGACUUUCAUUCAGCGCUCUGCCCUCAGCGUACAUGCUCGAGUUCAUACUGGCGAGAAACCUCACACCUGCGAAUAUCCACAUUGCGGCAAACUCUUCGCCGACUCUAGUAGUCUCGCGCGACAUCGACGGACACAUACUGGCAACAGACCGUUCAAGUGCGAAGAACCUGGUUGUGACAAGGAGUUUACUCGCCGCGGUAACCUCAACGCACACUUACGAACGCACGACCCCAAUUACGAGCCAGAACCCGACGUACGCUACGAUGCAAGUGGGAAGCGGAAACGCAAGCACUCCACCGCAAACGAGGACGACGAGUCUGGCGAAGAAGACACCAAGCUCAUGGAGUCUGUCAAGACCCUGUCAGAGUUGCUCACUGGCGAUGAGAGGGGGAUAACUAGUAUCAGUGCAGAGCUCGCUGCCGCUAUAGCCGAAGCGCAACGCGUUCCAGCACAUCCGCCAACGAUCUACGAGGUUGAAGACGAGCACGAGCAAGCCCCGCCUGACAAGGAUCCGGUUCCGCUUUAUACAAACCCGAAGGAGAAGGAGAGUAGGGGAGCACGGCGGCGCGCACGACGUCCCGCCGCUACGUCAAAUCCUGACGAUGACGGUGAUGGAGAGGACGACGAAGAGGACGACGUGGACGCUGGAGCGAUUAUUCCUACACCACUACGCACCCGCAGAACGACAGUCAGCACCGCCGACCGAUAAACUCACUAAUCACGCCCACUGUUUUGUAAGCCAGCCACCGCAUUAUUGGACCUGUAUGCCGGAUGUAUCAUAGCGCACAAUUGUACACGCGCCGUGCUCGGUGCCUAAUCUGCUGCUCUGGACUGGGCACGCAACACGUUUCUUCCCGGUGGCGCGG